UCGUCACAGAGAGGUUAGAUAGUUCAGUAGUGUUCGUGAAAUUCCAAGUGAGAAGUAUGGAGUCCAGUUGUAUACUCAAUUCUGCUGUCAGAGUGAAAGAAGAAGCCAAUGAUGUGCCACUUACUGAGAAUGGUUGUGAAAUGAUGGACGAGAAACCCGAUCUGAAAAACAUUCAACUCCUACCAUUUGUGAAAGAAAAUUCCAGCCAUACUACGCUUCGAAAAUGCGACAUUAAACUUAAAAGUGAACUCGAUGAAGAUAUGGGAAUAGUUUUUGAAUGUAAAGAUGUUAAGCCCAAUAUGAAUUUGUCAGUAGUUAAAAAAAUAGACGAUUGUUCUCCAAAUCACUUACAGAAUGUAAAAGAUGACAGCAGUUGUAAAAAUCAAAACAUAAUUAAAGUAGAGCAUGCAGAGGAAGUGAAAAAGGAAUUUUGUGGUGACGCUUUAGAAGAGUCGAAUUUGAAUUUCGAUUGUGAAUUCAAUGAUGAUAUAGAAGUAAUUGUUGAAUGUGAAGACAUGAAGCCCAAUGUGGAUGUAUCAGCAAUUAAAAAAAUUGACGAUGACUCUCAGAAUCACUUGCGAAAUGUCGAAGAUAGCGAUGAAAUUCAAAACGCAAUCAUUCCCGAAACCACGAGGAAAGUGAAAAAAGAAAUAUUCGAUUAUGAUACAGAACAAUUUGUCGAACAAAAUGAAAAAAUAAGAAUUUCAAAAAAGUACAACAACGACCACGGACUCAAAACACACAUUUGUAUGGUGCACAAUGAUACAACCCACCCACGGGAAAUACGCAGAAAGAAAUGUACAACGAAGAAACAUCUUAAAACUCACAUCGACUCAGUUCAUAGAAAAACUAGACAUUGCACAAUAGAGUUAGAUAUGCAUGUGAAACAUGUGGAAAGAAAUACUUAG
This is a messenger RNA of Trichogramma pretiosum, 908 nucleotides long. RefSeq lists its product as uncharacterized. The transcript is spliced from 4 exons. The coding region runs from base 57 to 908 and encodes 283 amino acids. Lineage: Eukaryota; Metazoa; Arthropoda; Insecta; Hymenoptera; Trichogrammatidae. The record is from RefSeq and is a predicted model, not a curated record.